AUGGCGGUCACAGUGCUCCCUACUAGCUCCAUGCCUGACUCCGUCAAGCUGGCCGUUCGGUCAACAACAACAUGCUCGGAUACCACCGUGUUGUCCCUCCAAACUCUCCUCCGCGCAUCGUCGAACCUACCCGAGAAGCCCGCCAGGCGCACAACAAAAUCCCUCAAAGAUACGUCGAGGCCAACAAGUCGAGCGAAGACAACUAGGACAAAGACAACGUCCGCGAACGACGCGUUGCACGCAAUGGUCGAUCAAGAUGCGCCCCAAUUAUCCUCCCAAGAGAAGCUCGUUCUCGCUACGGAGGUCUUCAAUACAACACUCAAGACCCUUACGGACGCGUUAAAAAACACCACAAAACGUCAAGUCUCCACCUCCGAAAAGCCCUCCGCCAAGUCGACAUCGAGGUCCAGUCCCACCGGAGUGGAUGUGGGGGUGAUAUCCGCUGCGGAGUGCGCUAGAAUUGCCUUGUCGACAUUGCGAGCACUCAAAAAUGAACAGGGUACUAAGGAGUUCCAGAACAUGCAACUUGAGCAAGGUGUAUGCGUAUUGGCAGGGAAAUUGAUAUCUCUUGGACUGAACGACAUUGCGGUCAAGGAAUUGAGGUCUUUGAAAGGGAGAAUCCAGCAACACCUAGACAUGCAGAAGAUGGGAAAGAAGGCGACCAGCUCUCAUGAUGCGGUGGAUGAAGAAGCAGGGAAAGAACGCAUGUCAGACCUUCUGACCUUUUCGAAUAUUUCGAAUGCGCAAGCUCUUUACGGUCUUCUUGUUCCCUUCCAGGCGAAUGCGAUGCGACUCUUCACCUCGGACCGCAAGCCUUCGACUAUCCAGAAGCUGUAUCCCCUACUACAACUUUCUGAUCCUAGCAGCCCGGCCCAGAUCAUUCUCGCUGCUUUGAAGACCGGAAGUUUAUCGAAUGACAAGGCUGCUCUUCAGCUUCAGUUGCUGUCAAAUACCGUGCUCUCUUUGUGCUCUGGAAAGUCUUCCUCGGGCGAUGAAUCGCCAAGAAGCAAAGAUUCUCUCAAGCCAAUUACAGCCUUGGGUCUUCAACUACUGUCCUUGGAGAUCCGAUGCUUGUGGUGGAAGAUAGCGGGCCACGUAUGUGAUGAGAGCAAAGAGGUUUAUGACCCUCUUAUCCGCUACCUUGGAGCAUUUUCUCAUCGCAGCAAAGGAAUCGAGAAAGCCGAGUUUGGUGCAGUCUUCAAAGCGAUCACUCAAAUUCAAUCAUCGACGGCAGAGAUUAAGAAACACCCCCAGGCAAGCAAGGAUAUGAACUCAUUGGCCAAGAUUAUGACCCUUCUUGGCCAGCUCGCACUGGAUGCCAGUUGCUUUGAAGAAUCCCUGAAACUUUUUGGGAAAGCUGUCACCCCACUUUCAAAUUCACAAAGCCUUUCCUUGGCUACGGUUGAAUGUAAAAUUGCUUCUGUCUCUUUCCAGCGCUUGAAGGGAUGUGGGAAGUUUUUGGAUGCAGCGUUGAAAUCCUUAUCUGAAGCCACGAACGCUCUGGGCUUGCAACUUCGAGGCAGUGCAACUGACCUGGACGAGCUGCUGGUUGAGGCUGCUCGGCUUAAAAAGCUCGCCCUGUCUUGGUUCGGCGAGGUAAUCGCGCAGACAUUGGACAGUAAUGAGCAGAAGAAUGAAAUCGCUUUUCAAAUUCGGGAAUUUCUACAAGCAUUUCUUAGGUUUCUCAAGCGUUAUGUUGGACGACCACCAGCCGAGGACAGCAACGAAAAAGACCACGAUAUGUUCCAAACUCGAGUCUCCAUGUCUAAAAGCAUCGUUCUCGCUGCCAUUGACUCGGCUGUUGCGGUCGGGAGAUUAUCAAUCAUGUCGCAAAGACCGCCAUGGGACGACAUGAUCCCCAUUCUAGCGGAUUGUCAUCGCCUGCUUACUUGUAUCGAAAGCCCUGAAGAAGUCGGUCUGGAUACCUCCAGCAUCGGUUCAGGGCUUGUGAAACUCUCUAAUUUGUUUUGGUCUCGUUACAUUAAGGAAAAAGAGGCUGGUCAAGGUUACCGUGAGCUGCUGCCCCUUCUCAAGCAGUCUACUCAAAUAAUCUCUACUUGCUCGCCAUCGCUCCGAACCACCGCUUUUACUGCCCUGAAGUUUGAGAGGAUGGCCCAUCUUUACUUGGAGGGCAAUAUGCACAUGGAAUCAGAAAAAUCAUUUCGGCAAUCCAUCGCAGAGUAUGUUGAUUCGGGCACUCUACAACAAAUCACAGACAGCGGCAUGAAAACCUACCCUAAUUCGGGAAGUCAGGAUCCCCAAAGUCCUGCUUUCAUGCUCGGUCGGGUUCUCUCUGCGUUCCUGAAGGUGAACUUACGACGAAAAGGGUCCAAGUCUUCCAAUAUCUAUGAUGAUGUCGAGCUGGCCUCUGAACAAAGAGGCAUGCUUCUUGAGUGGCAGACGGGACUUCUUAUUGAUCUGCAUGCAUAUUGUUCGAGUGAAGAGGAGUUCCGGUCCACUUUUACGUCGAUUGUGUCCAAUCUUCUCGAUAUCUACUCCGACUUUCCUGUCCGUCAUAGCCGAGUGGUUCUUUCCGCUCUUCGAUAUUUACUAGAACACCCUGGCUGUUUAGAAACCACCCUUUCCGAAAGACUCAUGGAAGAAGGCACAGAAGCUUUGACAAGCGGAAUUGAAGUCGGGCAAGACACCGAUUUAGCACCCUUUACCCAACAUAUCACGAACUCUUUACGAAUUAUCAUUGGUUUUCACCGCGGGAAAAUAGAUGCGAAUGAUCUCGAAAACACCCUUGCAUCUUGGACCUCGAUGAUUCGACGAUGUCCAGAUGCAAACUCUUUGCUUCUCUGCGUCCAUGAUGUCGAUUACUGGGCUCUUCAACUGAAGGCAUUGGUUGACUACACGGAGAUCCACGGUCUUUGGAAAUCACAGCUCUCUGCCUUGGAGCUGAUACUUAGAGUGGCUGAACUUCAGAAAUCAACUGAUCUCUCGGAUGCAAUCACCAUUCUCUCGCGCUUGGUGAUACAGCAUUGCAGACUUGGUCAUUGUCAGAAAGCAGGUGACCUUCUCUCGCGCGGCGAACGAUAUCUUACCCAACAGGAGGUUUCAUCCCUAGCGACCAUAUCAUGCAAACUGGCACGAGUAGAAUAUCUUCUCGAGACAGACGAGAUAGACAAAGCUGCCUCCGUGCUUUCUUCCACAAAAAUACUGUACGAAAAGAGCCAGAAGUCAGAAGAGAUGAGCAAUCUAUCUGUGUUGUCGAAGAUUUCAUGGGAGAGACUUAUCGCGGAUGCUACCUUCAUACAAUCCCGCCUCUCGACUGCCCAGGGCUCAAUGACUGACGCCCUUUUCUUUGCCAAGCUAUCUGUGAGGCUCAACUGUCGGAUCUGGGCUAAAGUCGAGAAAUUAGCUCAACGGAAACAAGACAAGUCUUUGCCAGCCGGGAGAAGCUCUGAUGUUGACGCUGUCGCUGACAGUGUGGCCAAGCUUGAUCUAUCUCAGAACGGACCUUCUUCGGAUAUCUCAGCAAGCUAUACCCAAGGUGCGCCAUUUUGGCCACACCUUGGCUCACACCAUACUUGCUUAUUGAACCUCGCAACUUUGUCCGCCCACCAUGGCUUGUUCCAGGAUGCCAUUUACUACGGACAGCAGGCAUUGAAGAUUGAUAAGACACUUGACGCCAACGUUCGUCUUGUGGCUGCGCAGACUCAGCUUGGUUGUUACUGGACUCUCGGCGGCCAUGUCGACGAGGGACAAGAACUUCUUGUCGCGGCAUCGGAAUCUUCAAAGCAGAUCAAGACCAGCAUAGAGACCGUCUCCUUGCACAUGGCUCUUGCCUCUCUUUACAAAGCGCAGGGGCAACACGACAAGGCAUUACGUUUGCUCCAGGAAGCUGACAAGGCCAUAACAGCUGUGAAUUGCUCAGACGCAAAUAGCAUCUCACAAGCCCCAGAUUUUGCAAAUCUCGAAGAGAAGAUGGAGAAGUUGAGUAUGCGAAGUACUCGUCGAACACCAUCAACAAUUACUGCCGCUGGUAGUGGUCGGCGCACUCGUGCUACCACUUCUGCCACAAUCAACGCCAAGAAAGACUCAACGUCCAAAAAUCCGCAAGCAGAUGCUCAAUCGAGGUCGCUCAUGCGGUUGAAGAGCAAUAUUCUUCGUCAGCAGGCUGACUGCCUGCGUACACUUCGAGAUUACGAGCGCUCUGCACUCGCUCUUACUGAAGCCCGCCAAUUUGCUACGGCGCGCGAAAGCAAAGUUUCUCUCGAGAUUGGUGAAAGUGAGCACUUGUUGGCUGAGGCAAUUCGUCAGUUUGCAAGCCACGCGGUGUACUGCGUUCUGCCUGAGUCGACGAUUUCGCUGCCAUGUCUUAUGACACCGAGCAAAGCAGCAGACGGGCCAAGUCUCCAAACGGCGAAGCCUUCCACUGUCAAAAGAGCAAGGGCACCGACUAGAGGAACUCGGGCCAAAGCUCAAAAAGCCAGUGAAGAUUUCUCUAUUAUGCUUUCAAAAGCAACUGACUGCCUUGCCAGUGUCUUUACUGAUGUCACUCUACUUGGUUCCACAUUGGAGAGCCAUGCAGCAUCUCGAUUGAUGAGUCGGAUUUCUAUGCUUUCGCAUGCUACUACCCCGGGAAGCCCAGCAACCUGGGCGCAAUCUCCUGCGAUCAUGAAUGAGAUCGGACGUGUUGGCGCAUUUGCUCGCGAACGUAUGGCUAUUAACUUUGAUCGACAAUUGUCCGACUUUGCUGAUCCACUUCUGUGGCCUAAAUCUUCAUCAUUGACCACCGAAAUGGGUGAAGAAGUGUGUUCAAGCUUUACCGAACUUUACGUUGAUAUUCUACCUGAAGACUGGAACGUUCUGUCUUUGUCUCUGAGUGCUGAUGGGACUGAGUUUGUAGUCUCAAGACUACAGAAGAAUCGCUCUCCGUUUCUACUUCGUCUGCCUCUCCGGAGGGGCAACGUUGACGACGACGAAGAAGAGCAGUUCACGUUUGAAGAUGGCAAGGAAGAGAUGCAAGAGGUUAUCAAGUUGGCUAACGAGAGUGCACACGCUGCCAAGGCUCAAAUUGACAAGAAGAUGAAGAAAGAUUGGUGGAAGACUCGAGAAUCACUGGAUCGUCGAUUAGAAAGCCUCCUUGAAAAUAUCGAAAAUAUUUGGUUUGGAGGCUUCCGGGGUGUUUUUUCGCCGCUUGCCCGGGAUACCGCCGCGCUGUCUCGCUUUGCCAGUGCAUUCCAGGGGAUUCUGGAUAAGCAUCUUCCCUCUCGACAAAAGGGCACCAAAGCUUCAUUGCCUCGCCUGACUCUUCAUCAAACCGUUCUGGAGAUGUUCAUUGGGCUUCGAGGCCUCGAACAGUCAGAGGACCCUGAGGACACCUUGAUGGAUCUUCUCUACUUUGUAGUAGAUAUCUUACAAUUCCAGGGCGAGCGGAAUGCCUAUGAUGAGAUCGACUUCGACAUGAUGGUUGUCGAUACCCUUGAUGCCCUGCUUCGCUACCACGAAGCCGCACAGGACGAGCUUGCCUCGACCCCGCCUAGUCAUACAGUGCUGGUGCUAGACAAGACCCUGCAUCUCUUUCCAUGGGAAUCUCUACCGUGCCUUCAAGGAUACCCUGUCAGUCGCGUCCCAUCACUGCAAUGUCUUCGUGAGCGAGUGCUUCAAUUCCGUGAAAGUCGAUCUGGCGCCGUCGUUGAUCGGACGUCGGGUGCUUACCUCCUCAACCCGACAGGCGAUCUACGCACAACACAAACCACCUUUGAGGGAGAUCUCUCGGGACUUAAAACUUGGACAGGUGUGGUCAAUCGUGAACCAACAGAGGAUGAGUUCCGCGAUUGUCUGGAGAGUAAGGAUCUAUUCUUGUACUUUGGACAUGGCAGCGGUGCUCAGUACAUCCGUGGACGCACUAUCAAAAGAUUAUCCAAAUGUGGCGUUGCCUUCCUCAUGGGUUGCAGCAGUGGUACACUCACAGAGACUGGUGAAUAUGAGCCGUACGGAACACCCAUGAACUACCUUCAUGCGGGUAGUCCUGCGCUCGUGGCUACCCUGUGGGAUGUAACUGACAAAGACAUUGAUCGUUUCGCGUCAUCCACUUUCGAUACCUGGGGAUUGUUUGAGAAGGGAAAGUCUGAUGUUGGUCUAGACACAGCGAUCGCAGGAGCACGAAAAUCGUGCGUGUUGAAAUACUUGAAUGGGGCGGCACCCGUGGUAUAUGGAGUUCCGGUGUUUUUGGGAUAA
Messenger RNA from Penicillium odoratum, 6189 nucleotides. Its product is annotated as Peptidase C50 separase. The transcript has 2 exons. Gene Ontology annotation, molecular function: protein binding; cysteine-type endopeptidase activity. The record is from RefSeq and is a predicted model, not a curated record. Gene Ontology annotation, cellular component: mitotic spindle; mitotic spindle pole body; cytoplasm. Gene Ontology annotation, biological process: meiotic chromosome separation; proteolysis. Lineage: Eukaryota; Fungi; Ascomycota; Eurotiomycetes; Eurotiales; Aspergillaceae. The coding region runs from base 1 to 6189 and encodes 2062 amino acids.